Molecule: messenger RNA, 678 nt
Organism: Neltuma alba
Lineage: Eukaryota; Viridiplantae; Streptophyta; Magnoliopsida; Fabales; Fabaceae
Exons: 3
Coding region: 1-678 (225 amino acids)
Biological process (GO): base-excision repair, AP site formation
Cellular component (GO): nucleus
Molecular function (GO): 8-oxo-7,8-dihydroguanine DNA N-glycosylase activity
Source: RefSeq, a predicted model, not a curated record
AUGGCAAGUGGUCCUCCAUGGCGGUGGUGCGAGUUGGAGCUUCCAUUGGGGAUAUCAGAAGAAGCGUUCCAAUUGAAGAAAGCCGUGUGCAGCCAUGGCCUCUUUAUGAUGGCUCCUAACUAUUGGGACCCUCUUUCCAACACUCUCACGCGCCCUCUCCGUCUACCUCUCUCUGGUGAUCGCUCCUCCCCUUCUUCGUCUCUCUUUCGAUCUGUCAUCGUCACCAUUGCUCAGCCGUCGCAUCGUCCCAGCUCGCUCAAUCUUCGAGUUCAUGGCACCAGCUUCAUCUCUCCUCAACAACAACAUGCAUUACUGGCUCAGGUGUCAAGAAUGCUGCGUCUGUCAGAGACCGAAGAGAAAGCUGUGAGGGAGUUCAGAGGCAUAUCCAUGCAUGGCGAUGAUGAUCAGAACAAAAGCUUUAACGGAAGAGUCUUUAGGUCUCCCACAUUGUUUGAGGAUAUGGUCAAGUGCAUCCUCCUCUGCAACUGCCAGUGGUCGAGGACUUUGAGCAUGGCUCAGGCACUUUGUGAGCUUCAGCCGGAACUGGACAAUGUGUCCUCCUUCCCAUCGAUUGUUGAAGGGGGAGCCACAGUCUCUAACAGUCAAGAAGAAAAAGCUGAGAAUGGAGACUACGUUCCAAAGACACCAGCGACAAAAGAAACCAAGAAAAACACAUAG